UUCACCAACUAUCAUGGAACCUCCAUAUCCCCUUGCAGGGUCCCAGAUGAAUACCAGGUUUUCUUCAAGCAGGAUGGUACCUUUUUACUUUCCUCCAUCAAAAUGUGCACUUUGGAACCCAAUGCCAAUUGGAGAUUUCAUCUAUUUACAUCUUAAUUACUACAGAAAUCCAAAGCUUGUGGUAACUGAAAAGACCAUCCGACUUGCUUGUCGACAUGCUAAGCAGAAUAAAAAGAACUUGCCAUGCUUUUUACUCGGUUCUCUCACAAUAGAUGAAGAUGAAGAAGGUGUGAUAUUGACAGUAGAUCGCUUUGAUCCUGGUCGAGAAGUACCUGAAUGCUCUGAAAGAACCCCUACUGCUUCUCUCCCUGGGGACUUCGUGAUUCCAUGCAAAGUUCAGACUCAGGGACUUUGUUCAAGAGAAAUAAUGAUUCACAAUGCAGAUAACCUCAGUUCAGCUUUUAAGGCUCUGCAGCACCAUGUAUGUAGCAAAGACUCCUUGGAUUGUGGUAAACUGCUUUCCCUAAGAGCUCAUAUCACUUCCAGUGAGAGUUUGGACACUGUGGAUUUUGAUUUACAUUGGGCAGCAGUAACUCUAGCAAAUACCUUUAAAUGUACACCAGUGAAGCCCAUCCCUAUUAUUCCAACAGCUCUGGCACGAAACUUAAGCAGUAAUCUGAAUAUUUCCCAAGUUCAAGGUACCUAUAAAUAUGGAUAUCUUACCAUGGAUGAAACUCGCAAGUUGUUACUUUUGCUGGAAUCUGAUCCCAAGGUUUAUUCUUUACCAUUAGUGGGAAUAUGGCUCUCUGGCAUUAUACAUAUCUAUAGUCCUCAGGUAUGGGCUUGCUGCCUGCGAUACAUGUUCAGUUCUUCUAUUCAAGAAAGGGUUUUCUCAGAGUCUGGAAAUUUCAUUAUAGUUCUAUAUUCUGUGACGCAUAAGGAGCCUGAGUUUUAUGAGUGCCUCCCUUGUGAUGGUACCUCACCGGACCUUCGAUUCCAGCUACUAACCAGUAAGGAAACAUUACAUCUUUUCAAAAAUGUUGAACCUUCUGACAAGAAUCCAAUACAUUUUGAACUGAGUGCCGAAAGCCAAAAUGCAGAAACAGAGUUUUUCAACAAAGUUUCUAAGAAUCUUUCAAUUAAGAGGUUUUCCCAAAAGUUAACUCCAGGAAAAAUGCCAAUAAAUGAUCACGACUCUGGUGUUGAAGAUGAAGACUUUUCUCCAAGACCAAUUCCUAGUCCUCACCCAGUGAGUCAGAAGGUUUCUAAGAUCCAACCAUCAGUUCCAGAACUUUCACUUGUGUUGGAUAGCAAUUGUAUAGACUCAAACCCUCUGCCUAAUGCUUUGGAAAUGGUCAAUAAUCAAAAUCCCCCUUUCCUGAUUAACCACUCUGAACACUUGGAGCCACUGCAGCCCCAGCUUUAUGAUGAGAAACACAACCCCGAAUCUGAAGCUGGAGAGCCUUCCUUGAAAGGGCUACCAAAUCAUUUAAACCAGGGCACUGCUCCUUUGAGACACUGCAGAGCAAGACAGCCAUCUACCUGUAAGAAAGAGAACCUCCAUAUAAAGAAUAGAGUUAAACCAUCUUCUAUUAAUGGGCCAUUUCCUGAUGCACCUGAAAAGCUUCAAACAGUUUUUUCUGGAAAUGUACACAAAGAAGAGUAUCCUAUAAGAUCUUCCACAUUUAAUUCUAGGCAGUCUUCUCUUGUUCCACAGUCCCACCCACAUAAUUUUAUUUUUUCACCUCAUAAUUCAGGAAAACCCAUGGAAUUUCAGGUACCUACUCCCCCACCACCAUCUUACUAUUCCACAAACGUUUGUAGUUGUUGUCAGCAUCAUGGCCAUAUUCAAUAUAGUCCAAUAAAUUCUUGGCAAGGAAUGAAUACAGUAGGAUCCGUUCAAGACCUCCAGUCUGAAGCUGUUCAGAAACAUUCCUUAUUUCACCCAAGUGGAUGUCCAGCUAUGUAUCAUAAUGCAUUCUAUUCUUCAAGCAGUCCUAUAGCUUUGAGACCUCAGGGAAGCAUGGGCAGUUGUUCUUCCCGCGGCAGUGUAGAACCGUCUCCUAUGGCAAGACUACCUUCCAACGUGGACUCAUGUAACCAGCAGCCUUGUGCAGUAUGCGUGCAUACACCCAACACUGGGUCAGAUGACGGAAUGAUGGGACUGUCCCCAGAUGCAUAUAGAUUCCUCACAGAACAAGACAGACAGCUGAGACUACUUCAAACACAGAUUCAACGUUUAUUGGAAGCACAGUCUCUUCAGCCCUGUUCUCCUAAGACAGCCACUGUUGAAGACACAGGGCAGGCUGCAAGACAAACGGAGGUGGUUUCCAUGGAAGCUCAGUUGUCCCCUGGUUUACACAUGAGAAAAAGUGUAAGCAUUGCCGUAAGCACAGGUGCUAGCUUGUUUUGGAAUGCAGCAGGUGAUCAUCAGGAGCCUGACUCUCAGCUAAAGCAAGAUGAUACCAAGAUUUCCAGUGAGGACAUGAAUUUUUCUGUUGAUAUUCAUAAUGAAGUCACAAGUCCUCCAGGUAGUGCAUCUUCAUUAAAGGUGGUUGAUAUCCCCAGUUUUGAAGAGAGCAACAUUGCUGUGGAAGAAGAACUUAAUCAGCCACUUUCUGUGUCCAACAGCUCUUCUCCAGUUGUGAAAAAAGAACCAGAUGUGCCCGUGUUCUUUCCGAAUUCUCUGCUGGCUGAAAGCGUAAACAUGUGCUUACAGAGUAGACCAACAGAGGGUGCUACUAACAACUCUGUACCUUCUGGGGAACCAAAAAUUGAGCAAGUAAUGCAACCUUUGCCUCAUCAGACAUCAGAUAACCAGAAAAUAUAUCAGGAUUUAUUGGGUCAAGUGAACCACCUAUUAAAUAACUCCUCCAAAGAGACUGAGCAGCCGUCUACCAAUGCAGUAAUUAUUAGCCAUGAGUGCACCAGAACCCAAAAUGUUUACCAUGCAAAGAAAAAAAAACAUGAUUCAGGACUCGUGGACAAAGAUUGUGUUCUUAAUGCAACCCUUAAGCAACUAAGAAGCCUUGGAGUAAAAAUUGAUUCUCCCACUAAAGUGAAGAAAAAUGCACACAAAGUGGAUCAUGCCAGUGUGUUGGCAUGCAUCAGCCCUGAAGCAGUGAUCUCUGGAUUAAACUACAUGUCGUUUGCUAAUGUUGGCAUGAGCGGUUUAAGCCCUAACUGUGUGGAUUUGAGCAUGGAGGCAAAUGCUAUAGCUCUGAAAUAUUUAAAUGAAAAUCAGCUGUCACAACUCUCUCUCACUCGAUCAAACCAAAAUAACUGUGACUCAUCUUUUAGCCUUCUACAUAUUAAUACAGACAGGAGCACAGUGGGACUUAGUUUAAUUUCACCAAACAACAUGUCUCUUGCAACCAAAAAAUAUAUGAAGAGAUAUGGACUCAUACAAAGCAGUGACAAUAGUGAAGAUGAAGAGGAGCCUCUGAAGAACACAGAUAGCAGGAGUGAACAUUUACUGAAUCAAAACCUUACAUCCAUACCUGAACAACUUGAUUGUCAGAAGGAGCCUUCUAGGAAUGCCUGUGAAAUAAUUAGUUAUAAUAACUGUGAAUCCUUGGGCACCCACACAGAUAUGCCAGUAUUGAGAAACAUUACAAAUGAAGUUGUUCAGCCAAAAGCAGCACAGCGCUUGAAUGAAAACCCAGCUUUCGUAUUAAAGAACCUUAAAUCAAGUCCUGCAGUCAACCUCCGAACUGGAAAAGCAGAGUUUACACAACAUCCUGAAAAAGAAAAUGAAAGGAACACUCCAAUUUUUCCUGAAAGUUUGAAACUUUCUGAAACUUUCAAGCAAAUGAAUAGUAUGAAUUCCGUAGGCACCUUCUUAGAUGUAAAGCGUCUCAGACAGUUGCCAAAAUUGUUUUAAACCUUUAACUCCCUUCCCUCCUGAUAUGAGGUGAGGGUGUCUUCUGAAG
Pteronotus mesoamericanus is the source of this 3932-nucleotide messenger RNA. It is a transcript of the gene STIL, whose product is annotated as STIL centriolar assembly protein. The record is from RefSeq and is a predicted model, not a curated record. The coding region runs from base 14 to 3883 and encodes 1289 amino acids. Lineage: Eukaryota; Metazoa; Chordata; Mammalia; Chiroptera; Mormoopidae. The transcript is spliced from 16 exons. Gene Ontology annotation, cellular component: centriole; centrosome. Gene Ontology annotation, biological process: smoothened signaling pathway; mitotic spindle organization; centrosome duplication.